Ostrinia furnacalis (Asian corn borer) is the source of this 1018-nucleotide messenger RNA. Its product is annotated as WD repeat-containing protein 74-like. Gene Ontology annotation, molecular function: protein binding. The transcript is spliced from 7 exons. The record is from RefSeq and is a predicted model, not a curated record. Gene Ontology annotation, biological process: ribosomal large subunit biogenesis. The coding region runs from base 1 to 999 and encodes 332 amino acids. Gene Ontology annotation, cellular component: preribosome, large subunit precursor; nucleolus. NCBI's taxonomy places the organism in Eukaryota, Metazoa, Arthropoda, Insecta, Lepidoptera, Crambidae.
AUGGACAUACAUGGUCGAGUGAUGUUCANCGCAGUAUCUGGAGGCGUCGUCAAGCUGUGGAGCAAGAAACAGGAGCAGGUCAUACAAGUCGGGAAAAUUGAUAAGAUGAGGAUGUGUCCUGAUGAUAAUACGUUGUUUGCUACAGGAGGCGAAGAAAACGACCUCAAAGUGUACCGCCUAGGUGAGGCUGAGCCCACAUUCUGCGCCAAGAACUUACCACAUGACUGGUUACAACUCCGGAGGCCUGUGUGGGUGUCAGACCUGACAUUCCUGCCCAAUGAGGGCGGAAACUUGCUUGCUGUGUGCUCCAGGCAUGGAUACGUCAGAGUACUUACCUUAUUCGCCAAGAACCUUCCUCACGGCUGGCAUGGAUACGUCAGGUUAUACGACACUCGCGCGCAACGAAGGCCGGUGUGUAACGUUGAGUUCACGAUGGCUGCUACUUGCAUGGCGCCCAGUUUUGACGAAAGACAAGUCCUAGUGGGCUUCGGUCGCGGUCAACUGCACCAAGUGGACCUACGGAAGGGCAAACCCGAUAAAGGUUUUAAAGGAAGCGCGGGCGCCAUCACCGAUAUAACCACAGUAGCUGAAGGAAGACUAAUUGUUAGUACCAGUCUGGACAGGCAGCUUAGACUGCAUCAGUAUGAGAGCAAGGAAUUAGUGUAUAAGCAAUACCUAACCUCCAAGCUGACCUGCGUCCUGGCUCAGACUGAGACCACCACACCGCUCCGCUCCGUCAGAAGCGGAGCGGAGACCGCUGAAGCGGAGGCGGUCGCGGUGGCGGUGGAAGACGAUAUGGACGAGUUAUUUGACAAUAUGGAGACCGUCAGUGAGAAGCCCCGCAAGACAUCAGAACCUGAACCCGAAGCGAAGCGAGCGAAGCCUUCAGAAGACGACGACGCCAUAUUCCAACUCCUGCGCAGCACGGAGAAGCAGAAGCGGAAGCGGGAUAAGAAGAAGAAAGAGAAGAAAGCUAAAAGCGUGUUCCAUAAUGCGUAGAAUAAAUCGAUAUAAAGUA